AUGUUCCCCCGCCCGCUGACCCCGCUGGCGGCCCCGAACGGCGGCGAGCCCCCGGGCCGGGCGCUGAGGCGGGCCCCGCUGGGCCGGGCCCGGGCCGGGCCGGGGGCGCCGCCGCUGCUGCUGCCGUCCAUGCUGAUGUUCGCGGUGAUCGUGGCCUCCAGCGGGCUGCUGCUCAUGAUCGAGCGGGGCAUCCUGGCCGAGAUGAAGCCGCUGCCCCUGCACCCGGCCGGCCGCGAGGGCGCCGCCCGGCCCGGGGCGCCGGCCCUGGACGCCGGCGACGCGGACUCGCAGGUGAGGCAGGACGUCCGGAACCGGACGCUGCGGGCGGUGUGCGGGCAGCCGGGCAUGCCCCGCGACCCCUGGGACCUGCCGGUGGGCCAGCGGCGCACCCUGCUGCGCCACGUCCUCGUGAGCGACCGCUACCGCUUCCUCUACUGCUACGUGCCCAAGGUGGCCUGCUCCAACUGGAAGCGCGUGCUCAAGGUGCUGGCCGGCGCCCUGGACAGCGUGGACGCCCGCCUCAAGAUGGACCACCGCAGCGACCUGGUGUUCCUGGCCGACCUGCGGCCGGAGGAGGCCCGCUACCGCCUGCAGCACUACUUCAAGUUCCUGUUCGUGCGGGACCCCGCGGAGCGCCUCCUGUCCGCCUACCGCAACAAGUUCGGCGAGAUCCGCGAGUACCAGCAGCGCUACGGCGCCGAGAUCGUGAAGAGGUACCGGCCGGGCGCCGGGCCCAGCCCUGCGGGGGACGACGUCACCUUCCCCGAAUUCCUGCGGUACCUGGUGGACGAGGACCCUGAGCGCAUGAAUGAGCACUGGAUGCCCGUGUACCACCUGUGCCAGCCUUGCGCGGUGCGCUAUGACUUCGUCGGCUCCUAUGAGAGGCUGGAGGCCGACGCCAACCGGGUGCUGGAGUGGGUGCGGGCACCACCCCACGUCCGAUUCCCGGCCCGCCAGGCCUGGUACCGGCCUGCCAGCCGCGAAAGCCUGCACUACCACCUGUGCAGCGUCCCGCGGUCCCUGCUGCAGGAUUUGCUGCCCAAGUAUAUCCUGGACUUCUCCCUCUUCGCCUACCCACUGCCCAAUGUCACUCGGGAGGCCUGUCACCAGUGA
Messenger RNA from Pipistrellus nathusii (Nathusius's pipistrelle), 1113 nucleotides. NCBI's taxonomy places the organism in Eukaryota, Metazoa, Chordata, Mammalia, Chiroptera, Vespertilionidae. The record is from the annotation of a GenBank genome assembly.